GUUGUCAAAGGAGAGGGGUUAUGAGAGAGCGGAGCCCCUACACAGCCCUGCUGGUCACACUGGGGGUGCUGGGGGCUCCUUGCCAUCCCUAUUUCCUUGGCUUUCACACGAUGGCAGCAGAGGCGAGGGAACAUUUACAGCUGCGGGAGCCGGGCUGAGCGGCGGUUCUGCUCCUGGCAGGGCUGAGCUCGCUGCCGUCCCACCCCGCGGUGCCCUGCUCUGCCCGGUGUGCCCGUGAUGCCCUCGCUGUCCUGCCCGGCACCCCUCCCUGCCCACGCUGCCCAUCCUGUCGGUGCUGCCCUCGCUGCCCCAGCCUACCCCGCACUCAGAUCAGCCCUGGCUCCUCCUCCGGCCGCCCCGUGACGGUCCCAGGGGUGCCACUACCUGCCCGACCUGCGCUGCGACACCCGGUCCCACCCCUCGAGGAGCGCCGCGCUGUCGCCAGCUCGGCCUCGCCGCCGUCCCGGACCCUCCGCUGCCCCGAGCCCCUCUCUCCGCUCGCUGCCCGGCACAGAGGAACUUCGGUGGCUCCGUCUCCUCCCCCGGGAGCCCGGCCCGCCCCGCCGGUGCUCGGGCUCGGCAGCGGCACGGAGGAAACCCGGGCCGGCCCUGCGAGGGCAGGCGGCGGCCGCGGCGACAUGGGCAGCGCCGAGGAGGACUACAACUUUGUGUUCAAGGUUGUCCUGAUCGGGGAGUCUGGGGUGGGAAAAACAAACCUGCUCUCUCGUUUUACCCGCAACGAGUUCAACCACGACAGCCGCACCACCAUCGGCGUGGAGUUCUCCACGCGCACAAUCCUGGUGGGAGACGCCGUGGUGAAGGCUCAGAUCUGGGACACGGCCGGGCUGGAGCGGUACCGCGCCAUCACCUCAGCGUAUUACCGGGGGGCUGUGGGUGCCCUGGUGGUGUUUGAUAUCACCAAGCACCAGACAUACGAUGUGGUGGACCGCUGGCUGAAGGAGCUCUACGACCAUGCCGAGGCCAGCAUCGUUGUCAUGCUGGUGGGGAACAAGACUGACCUUGCACAGGCUCGAGAGGUGCCCAUGGAAGAGGCAAAAAUGUUUGCAGACAACAAUGGGCUGCUGUUCGUCGAGACCUCGGCGCUGGACUCCACCAACGUUGAGGAAGCAUUCGAGACCAUCCUGAAGGAAAUCUUCUACAAAGUGCAGAAGCAGAAGCAGAGGAGCAGCCAAAGCAACACGGUGUCACUUGCAAGUGAGAGCCCUGCAAGCACAGCCCCAGUGCAGGCGGAGAGGCGCCCGUGCUGCGUGCCCCUCUGAGCCUGCUGGGCACCCCGGGAAGUCCCCAGGGAACCCCACAACGCCAGGACACACCAGUGGCCACCAGCACAGGCUGGUGUCACCCUGCCUGCAGUGCCACCCCUGUCCUGGUGCGGUGGGGACCAGCAGUCUGGACAGGGGCCAAAUUCUGCCAUAAACAGUGAGAUGCACCAGUUCCAGGGGCUCUUCUCUCUCUGUUUCAUUUUUGCUGGGCCCUGAUUAGCAUCACCACUGUCACGCACCGUAUCAGCCCUCUGGACCUGCAGGGCAAAAUGACCAGGACACCCCUGAAGCACGUCUGGGGAAGAAGCCAGUAGGUUCUGGGCAGGAUCGUGCCAGCAGCAGGAGCCUCUCUGAUUCCCUCUGGCCCUGGGGUUGGUGCUGUAGGGCCACCCUGUGCCUGCACUGAGGAUGAGGCUGACCAGCAGGUGUCUGUCCCACCAGGGACUGCUCUAGGGGUGAAGUGGCAGCACUCAGCCCUUGGCUGUCCCGGCAGGGCCCGGUGCCAUGGGGCCAGGAGCAGGUCUGUGUCCAGCACGGGCGUGACGCAAUCAUUAAAGGACUUGUGAAAUGCA
Molecule: messenger RNA, 1855 nt
Organism: Taeniopygia guttata (zebra finch)
Lineage: Eukaryota; Metazoa; Chordata; Aves; Passeriformes; Estrildidae
Gene: RAB25
Product: RAB25, member RAS oncogene family
Molecular function (GO): GTPase activity; GTP binding
Source: RefSeq, a predicted model, not a curated record